Molecule: messenger RNA, 1203 nt
Organism: Anthostomella pinea
Lineage: Eukaryota; Fungi; Ascomycota; Sordariomycetes; Xylariales; Xylariaceae
Source: the annotation of a GenBank genome assembly
AUGCAUUUUGCGCCAUUACUACUCGCGGUCCUCUGCGUCGUGCUCCCAAGUGCCGCCGAUCACGAUAAAGCGGCUCAGCUGGGCUUCGAGCUCGAGAGUCCAAGUGUCAUUCUCACCAACUUCGAUUGCAAUGAAGAAGACACAUUUCCUCUCAAAGGUCACGCCAUCAAGGACCACGCGAAGGACGGCUGGCAACUCGGUGUUGAUACAACUCCGGCCCAAGCGGGCAUGCUACAGUUGGAGUAUGAUCUCCGUGUGCUACUAGCUAAUAGCAAGCUGGGGGAUACCUUGGAACAGGUCCUUAACGACAUGUCGGACAUCCAAGACAACAAGAUCUUCAAAGUCAGCGAAUCAAAGUGUAACCCAUGGACGAAGGCAUUUGGCUCCGAUGACAGCGGUAGAUGGUCGUUUGAUGUCCAAGCUACGGGGCCAAUGAUGCUAGAGGGCAUCCAGGACGUAUUUGCAAGCACCGUAGGUUCGAAGGGAGGGGAACCCUUGCACCCUUUAGUGAUUAAAGACCCAGAAUGGCGUGGCGAAUUCCGCUCUGUAACCAAAGACUGGUUCCAAGCCCAGUAUUUCCAGCAAUUACCGAAUGGAGUACAAUGGGUCACUCAAGAUGUUUUGGGGUUCUUGUCAGCAGUUGUUUCAAACGCCAAGGCAGCGCAGAAGUUGGAGGGCCCUGCAGAGAACCAGGGCCCGAAAGUGCUGGUCGGAAUCAUGCCACGGACUUACUGGACGACAAUUUACGAACAGGUCAAGGACAAGUUUCCCGCGAAGCUUUGGGAUAUUGUUAACCACCUUGCAUGCUACAAGCUUAAUGACGGUGGAAACCAAGUCGAGCUAGAUCACAAUUAUUGCGAUGGUACGAUCAAAAAGCCACAGAUAAAGGGGACGUUGGCGAAACAAGGCUGGGUCGAUUCUCUCGCAGUGGAGAAUAAGCAACUACUAGUCAAGGACUGGAUCGAGAGCAUGGAAGCGGGUACGAAGCCAGAUGCGCUCACGAAAUUUGACGAAGAAAACUUCGGUGGACAGAUUGGCGGGUUCAAGAAUCGCAUGGAAUACGUGCUGGAUACAGCGCGAGAGGUGCCCAUAUGGGAGUUUAGAGCCCUGGGCUGGUACAAACAAGCGGAUUUACGGAAGAAGCUGGACUCCAUUGAGGAGUCGUUCAUCACGCUGCACCGGAAGUAUCCUGAGAAACCGUAG